This is a messenger RNA of Trametes versicolor FP-101664 SS1, 369 nucleotides long. RefSeq names its product 40S ribosomal protein S26. Gene Ontology annotation, molecular function: structural constituent of ribosome; mRNA binding. NCBI's taxonomy places the organism in Eukaryota, Fungi, Basidiomycota, Agaricomycetes, Polyporales, Polyporaceae. The annotation marks the transcript as partial. Gene Ontology annotation, biological process: translation. The record is from RefSeq and is a predicted model, not a curated record. Gene Ontology annotation, cellular component: cytosolic small ribosomal subunit; ribosome. The transcript has 3 exons.
AAUAACGGCCGCAACAAGAACGGCCGCGGCCACGUCACCUUCGUCCGCUGCUCCAACUGCUCACGAUGCGUGCCCAAGGACAAGGCCAUCAAGCGCUUCACCGUCCGCAACAUGGUGGAGUCGGCUGCCGUCCGUGAUAUCAGCGAGGCGAGCGUGUACCAGGAAUACGUUAUCCCCAAGCUCUACAUCAAAAUCGCGUACUGCGUGUCGUGCGCUAUCCACUCGCACGUUGUCCGUGUCCGUUCGACCGAGGGCCGUCGCAACCGUGCACCCCCUCCUCGUGUCCGGUGGAAGGAUGGCAAGAAGGUCAACCCUGCUGUCGCUGCGGCCGAGGAGGCCAAGGCUGCGCUCGCGGCGAAGACUGCAUAG